CCCAGCGCUGCCGGAUUGCAGUGGCUUCUCUUCUCUGCCCAUUCCCAGAAGAAAGCGGGGUCGUGACGAAACUGGGGAAUUGUCGGAGAUCCCAGAAUUACCGAAAAUACAGCUUACAGAAACCUCGGUGUUGCUCGAGAGUACCCGUCAAAUAUAUAUUUUUUAAGAUUUUCCAUAUUUGAACUAAUACGCAAGUAUGUCCUGGCAAGGCUACGUGGAUAACCUGAUGGCCGAUGGAAGCUGCCAGGACUCCGCCAUUGUUGGGUACACGGACGCCAAAUAUGUCUGGGCAUCGUUUCCCGGUGGUACAUUUGUUAACAUAACGGUAAGGACAUAAUCAAAUAAUUAGUCUUAUCUACAAACACAGGGAAAUGCCGGUAUUUUAGGCUGUUAGUUAAUUUAAUAUGGGAAUAAGGCCUUGCCUAAUGGGGAAGCCCUAGACGGAAUGGAAUGAUAAGGUAACGUUAGGCUCAAGGCAGGCAUUGAGUGUUGGCUAAACUAGCGAGCUAGUUAGCACACAUGGUAUUCGGUGUUCUCCGGUACAGCUAUAGACUUUUGCACAUGUUUAUUUGAAAUGUAAGUGCAUAGGCUCAGAACCACAACUACAUUCAAGUUCAAGAUGUCAUGGUGUUACGCUACGUCUAAAGCGUUCCUUUUGAGUUUGUUAAACAUUGACUGUUCAACAUGAAAGUGUAGGAGGUAACAGUUAGUCCGCUUCUGGCUAACACGUUUAGUUAGCCUGGCUAAUGUGUUGAUAACUAUCUGGCAUCAACUAGAACUUGCAAAUGAAACAUUAAAACCGUGCUUUCAGAAACUUGAUACCGCAUAUGGGAAAGUUAAAUGGAGACCGGUUUCCCGACAUGUAGCGUUUACCGUUAUGUCUAGCCGGCAAUGCGGGCGUUGGGAGGGGUGACGUGAGCGAAAAAUGGCAUAAAUCAGGCCUGUCAUUAACCAAAAUUGGUGGCUCAUUACGCUGCAUGCAUAUGUUACAUGCACAAUUUGCUUUGUACACUCCGCGGUAUUCGCAGAUACAUUUGUGAAUCAAGUCCUCGCUCCCGCACCUUUUGAUUUCCCAAGAUGGCGCCUCCACUCUGCAUUUAUUCUUUUUUUCCUCUCCUGUCUACGCAAUUUAAUCGGAUGUGAACCUGAAUUGGAUGCACCAGCUCGAGUCAAAUUGGUUGUACAAUAGUAUACCAUCCAAUUGGCCUGCAGGUUUAUUUUACAUAUUGCAUCAGUCUAGUCAUUCGUGGGACCUCCAUUUUGUUAGCUAGCAAGCAAGCAUCGAAAUCAACUAUUUAGCUAGGGUUGCUUGUGUUGUCAAAACCAGUUUAAAGCGUGUCAAUUCAUGCGCGUGCAGAACAAUUAUUCGAUAGUGUUUGCAUCAGGCGCGUAGUUGGCUACAUGUUAGCGCGAUAACAAACACGCAUGUUUUAGCUAACUAUCUUUCUAGUGUGGGACUGCGACAGGAUAUUAUUCAUAAUCUGAUUAAAUAGUGAUCCCAGUAUCAUAAUGGCCGUGCGAACAUUGGAGGUUAUUUCAGUCAGAUGCUUCCUUGUCAGUAUUCUAGCUAGCUACUUUGGUUUUGCUAAGCUAGGGUUAAACAUCUAACCAUUAGCUGUUUGUUACCAAUUUCUGGGCACAUUCUCAUAGCUGUGACAUGAAUAAAUUGGCAGUUACUCUGCUAGGCUUAUAGUCAAAUGUUACAGGUUGUAGGCAAGCUGUGAAGUCAGUUGUCCUGCUGUAUUGCCUUUAUGGACAGCCUUACUCUGGCUUGAACUAGCCUCUAACGUUAGCGUUCUAGAGACUUCCACGAGGAGGCCAGCUUCUAGCUUUGCCAAGGCGUUAUGGCAUAGCUGACUAGCUGGCCACAUUUGUCUUUUUUUUCGAAAGGAAAGGGACUGUUGUAUGAUUGUGCAAUUUCUGUAUGAGGGCCAUGCCUUUUUGUUCUCAAUCAUUUUAAUUUGGAACCUGAGAAUAAACCAGUCUGCUUUCAUUGAAUAAUUGUAUGGGCAUGAACCUUAUUUUAUACGAAAUCUGACUAGCUAGGCAUCAGCUCCUGACCAUGACAGCCAAGCAAUGCCUAUGUAUUGCAAAAACCAAAUUGAACUGAAUAUUGGAUCAUAUUUAAUUUGUACACUGAACACAUGAGUUUAAAGGGUGCAAUCAAUGGUCUAUAGAGUUGAAUGUGGACACUGGCCUAUGAAAGCCGAGAUGGGUUAUACUUAAUCUCUAUAUCACACAGUACCCUAAACUAUUUUUCAGCGUUUGUUCCUUUCUGCCUGGUAGGACAAAUGUGAACUGCAAUACUUCUUAAAUUGCCUAGUUACCCCAACAGUGAUUACAUUUCCCCCCCAUUUAUUUAAAAAUAAUUCUGACUGCCAAAUAAUGCUCCCUCUGAAGUUUUUUGAAUUUUCAUACAUCUUUGAGUCUUGCUGUUUUAGACAUUGGAGAGUGUUGGAGAGAAGAAUCAAGCUGUCACAUUUUCUAUUAUGUUAUCAGUAGUGUAAUGACAAAUGUAAUUUUUAUGCAUAUGAAAUUGAAUGACUUUCAAACUUCACAUGCUUGACAUUUGUCCCUCAAUCUCAUCUGUAGGUUGAAGAAAUCGACGUCAUAGUAGGAAAGGACCGAGAAGCUUUCUUCUGCGGCGGGCUGACCCUAGGCCAAAAGAAGUGCUCCGUCAUCAGAGACAGCCUCCACUCUGAUGGGGACUGGACAAUGGACAUCAGGACAAAGAGUCAAGGAGGAGAGCCCACAUACAACGUUUCCAUAGGCAAAGCCGGCAAAGGUAAUGUCUGUCCCAUUUCUUCACUGCUCACUCAAACAUUUAAGGCUAUAUGUAGUGCAGAGGUUUAGUUUGGUUGUAAUUAUAGUUUGCUGUGCAUGUACAAUAUACUGGUAUUCACCUUUCCUCAAUAUAUUAUUUAUUUGUUAAGGGACAGAUACAAUUAAAUCUGACACAUUAUAUCAACAAAUGCAUUGCACCGUCAUGCGUUAGCUUAUGCUAAUUUGCAGCAUCAGUCCCUAGAUGGGGGUUUUAAAAUAGUAGAAAGGGAUAUAAUACAAUUGAAAAGUUUAUUGUAAUCUAAUUGAUAGAUUGAUGUAGUUAUGUUAUUCCACUCAAAUGCCUUUUUGGUAUUUGUUUCAUUAGUCCACUGUUGAUACGGUCUUAAAUGUUUUGCAUGUCAGCAAUCAAGUGUAAGAUGUAGAACUUUGAAAAUGCAGAUUGACACUCUCUGUAUUUUGAAAGUUCUGUAUCCUAAACUUGAUUACUGACAUUCCAAACAGUGGACUAAUGAAACAUGUAUCAACAUGUUUUUUGAAUGUAAUUUUCCUUUUAAGCACAGACAGAACCUCAAUGAUUUUAUUAUCUCAACUAUUAUGUAUGGGAAAAGAGGGUUCAGUAUAAUGGACUUCAAAGUUCAAUUUCAAGUAUUUUUCAGGUUGAAGCCAAUCAAGUACCAAUACCAAUGUUUUAAAGAAGAGGUGUUCGUUUUGCAUCAGAUCUGAUUCAGGGACAAUAUUUGAACAACUGCUAGCCAGCCAAAUGAUCCACCAAAAUCUUGUUGGGCCACCCAAUUGAAGGGGAGAUGCCCUGCCAUUUGAAAGACAAGAUGCCUGUGAGUUGUGCCAAUGUUCAUUUUGCCUUUAUGGUCCCUAUUCUCCUACGUCCCUAGCAGCUUUAAGUCCAUGACACUCCUACUUGCAAUACACAGGUGGGAGGAUUUCUGUCACAGGGCAAGCUGGGCAACCUUUUCUGGGUUCACUCUUCUGGUCUUCCUCCUAAUCGAAUCCACCUUGAAUUGCAUGCCUAUCCCUCUGUAAUUGAUGCACUUUUCCCCUCACAUCAACUCUUAAGUGUCAAUUUCAGGUUAUUCCCCAUCACAUGUUAAGCGUAGUCCCUGCCAAUUUAGGCAUUUCCUCUCUGAUAGGAUUUUGCUGCUGUUCAUAUGUAUUGAGGAGAGGUACUACAAGCAUGCCGACUCUGCAUGUGUACUGCAUUAGUGUUGGUGGUAGUGAGUGAAGCAUUCACUUUCCUAUUCCUCCCUGCUGCUGGCAUGUCAUGUAGGCUCCUAUAGCUAAGUAGUGGAUAAAGUAAAGGGUAGGCUUAGACCAGUGUUUUGUUUCUGAUUUACAGAACUUGUCAUUGCCACCUUUUACACCAUUUUAGAAUGGAGCAAUUGGUGCGGUUGUCAUAGCUUCAGAGUGUAAAAAAGCAAUUUAUGGGCUUUGUUAACAUAAGGGGACGAUUCAGACAUUCCUCCUCUUAUUUCAGAAGAGUAGGAUAGAUGGGGGUUUGCCUAUUUUACUGUAGGCUAAUGGGCUUUCUUGAAUCAUCAGCACUAUUGCAUAAUUUUAGUGACAGCUUUCUCCCAGUCCAAGGGCAGCAGCCAUAAUAAGAAAAUGAAUGCUUGCAUAUUGGCCAUGGGUGGGGCCUCUGGUGAGCUUCCUAUGUCUUCCUUCAUACUAACCCGCCCUGUUACCUUCUCGUUUCGAUUUGACAAUUUCUUUAACAUUAAAUGAUCUAACUUCACAUUUUCUCAAUUUCCCUUCUGUCUCUUUUCUUUCAGUCUUGGUUCUUGUAUUGGGCAAAGAAGGGGUCCAUGGAGGCGGAUUGAAUAAGAAGGCAUACUCAAUGGCAAAAUACUUAAGGGAUUCAGGGUUCUAGUUUCGUCUCGACUUGGCCUAAGUGUAGUAGUUGAGGAGAGAACUAAAGGGAAAAACACACACAAAAAAACUUUAAAAAGAAAAGAGAAAUUGCUUUUAAGAUUUCCCUUCAAGCAGUCCUAUUUAAAAUUACAAUUAGUCCUGGAAGCGUUAUUGGCACUGCAGGGUCACAUGGUUAAGACCCUGACGUCAACAAUGUAGCCCCACGUUUAGCGGGGAAAAGUGGUUUCUUAUCCCCCCCCCACCAUGUCUGUUCAUUUCUGUUCUUGUUUUUUUUCUUGUGUACUCCAGCAUUGGUUUUAGUCAUGGGAAAGGAAGGUGUCCAUGGAGGGCAGCUCAACAAGAAAGCGUAUACAAUGGCUGACUACCUGAGGAAGUCUGGAUACUAA
Coregonus sp. 'balchen' is the source of this 5054-nucleotide messenger RNA. The record is from the annotation of a GenBank genome assembly. NCBI's taxonomy places the organism in Eukaryota, Metazoa, Chordata, Actinopteri, Salmoniformes, Salmonidae.